Molecule: messenger RNA, 1107 nt
Organism: Lolium perenne
Lineage: Eukaryota; Viridiplantae; Streptophyta; Magnoliopsida; Poales; Poaceae
Molecular function (GO): RNA-DNA hybrid ribonuclease activity; nucleic acid binding
Source: RefSeq, a predicted model, not a curated record
GCUACGCGUAGGGCAUUUAAUCCAUUGCACAGGGCAGUUAUGACAUCUGGAGGCCAAAUGGUAUAGGGAUCCCUGGACGAACCGCGGCUCACUCUCACACCCGUGCGUGCUGCUGUUUCUCCCCCGCACGAGCGUCGCCUUGUUCUUCCGUCCCAGACCUGCAUCCUUCCGCCAUAGCAGCGCGCGCCUGGUUCAUCUUUGCUGAAAGGGUCAAGGUGUUUCAUGCAUCUAAAUCUUAUCUUGCCAAAAUACAAUUUAUCGCAGGACACUAUGUCCAGCCUCUCCACUGAUACGCUCCAAAGCACCAUUACUGAAGACGAUGCUGCUUCCUCAUAUUUGGUGUGUGUUCUUCAUUUUGAUGGCGCUUCAAAAGGGAAUCCAGGAAAAGCUGGUGCUGGAGCUGUACUUAUGACUGAAGACAGGAUAGUGAUAUCUCGACUUCGUGAGGGUCUUGGUAUUGCUACCAAUAAUGUUGCUGAGUACGGGGGCCUGAUCUUAGGACUGAAAUAUGCUAUUAGGCAUGGAUUCAAGAGAAUCAAAGUAUACGGUGACUCUCAACUAGUUUGUUAUCAGGUGCAAGGAACAUGGACAAGUCGAAACCAGAAAAUGACGGAACUGUGCAAUGAAGUGAGAGGACUACAAGCAAAUUUCGUUUCUUUUGAGAUGAAUCACGUGGGUCGGGAAUGGAAUGCGGAAGCGAACCGCGAGGCUGAGAUAGCUGCUACCACUCUUGCAGGUAUGAGCCUGCUCUUUUCCUCCUAUUUUCGUGUUCUUACGUCCUAACCACAGGCAAAUUGUAUCACUGGCAUGGUCUCCGAGGAGCGUGGUGAAGGCUUCUAAGCUCUAACAUCAGCCUUCGUUUCCUAUGUCUCGGAGGAGCGUGUGCUGCUGCCUAUCUGAUAACUCCAGUUUCCUGGCCUUAAUGGGCUGUUCUGUGUGUUGCUGGCUAGACAGAGAAUGCUUCUGUAUCCUCUUUGAUUCGUGGUAGCGUACCAGCAUCACUCUUUUAGUAAGAUAUCAUGUACUAGCAGUUAUGGACUUAAGCUUGGGCAGUUGGACUUGGUGUACCUUAAGUUUAGUUUGCUUAUUUGCUUUGUUGCCCUCUUU